UAAAAAGUGAGAAGAGAGUAGAGAGAGAGAGAGAGCCACUGCGAGCCAAAGAACCCAACAAAAAAAAGAUUUCUCGAACAUUCCCACUUUUUUUUUUUUUUUCUUUUUUUGUUUUGUUUUGAGCGGUGAGUUAAGAGUAUUAACGGGCUUCGUGGCGACUGUUGUGUACGGGGGAGCCUUCAUGGAAACGGAGGCGUUUGGAGUAUCAUCUAAGGCAACGGCGGCGUCGGUAGAAGCGUCGACGGUGUUUCCUGGGUUUAAGUUCUCGCCGACUGAUGUGGAGCUUAUUUCGUAUUACUUGAAGAGGAGGAUGGAUGGUUUGGAGAGGUCCGUCGAGGUUAUACCUGACGCUGAGAUUUACAAUUUCGAGCCUUGGGAUUUGCCCGAUAAGUCGAUUGUUAAAUCUGAUAACGAGUGGUUCUUCUUCUGUGCCCGUGGCAAGAAGUAUCCACAUGGUUCACAGAACAGGAGAGCAACAAAGAUGGGAUACUGGAAAGCCACUGGGAAAGAACGUGAUGUGAAGUCUGGUUCUGAGGUCAUUGGAACUAAGCGGACGCUUGUUUUCCAUAUUGGCCGUGCUCCUAAAGGCGAACGAACUGACUGGAUUAUGCACGAGUACUGCAUGAAAGGAGUAUCACUGGAUGAUGCUAUGGUUGUUUGCCGGGUUAGGAGGAACAAAGAAUAUCAUAGUGGUACAAGUCAGAAGACACCACAGCCAAAUGUAGCAGCCGAGAAACACAUGACGUUGCAAAAUGGUGCUACUAGUUCAGAGAGCCCAUCUGAUUGGGACAACUUGGUUGAUUUUUACCUAGCUGGUGAAUCAGGGGACAAACUGCUGGGUGAGAUGGCUGAAUCAUCAGAAAAUCAACAGGUGCAUAAUGAAGAGGAUUUCUUUGCGGAUAUCCUAAGGGACGAAAUCAUCAAUCUUGAUGAAGCGGUGAAGACAGGGAACACAUCAAACGAAGUCCCAACACUUGAAUCAGCAUCAAUGGAGAUAAGGGUACUUCCUUUACCAAACAUGAUAGACAAACAAAUGUCUUCAUUGUUAGAGGAAAGACCAUCACAGAAGAAGAAAGGACAAGAUGCCACGGAAUCAUUAUCAAGCUGCUUCGUUGGUCUAUACUCGAUCAAAUCAGUGAACAAGGCACGAUGGGACGUUAUUAUAUGUGUAGUUGCUCUGGUAGCAAUGUUGUUUUAUCUAGAAUAAUUAAAGUCUCUUAUGGAAAAAAAGAAAAAAAAAGGGUAGGAACCAGUGUGCCCCCUCCUGUGUUGUUUUUUUUGUUCUCCAUGUUGUCAAGGAGAAUAGCUUAUGUUUGUAUUUUUUUUUUUUUUUUUUUUUGUGUUUAAUGUUUACAAUUCUACUCAGCUCAAAAUCUCGAACUUAGAAGAAGGUGAAUUGAAAAAGGAAGAUGUUUUUAGUGAUCAAUAUAGGAGUUUGGGUAUGAAUUGAUGAGAA
Messenger RNA from Camelina sativa (false flax), 1456 nucleotides. Its product is annotated as NAC domain-containing protein 89. Gene Ontology annotation, biological process: regulation of DNA-templated transcription. Lineage: Eukaryota; Viridiplantae; Streptophyta; Magnoliopsida; Brassicales; Brassicaceae. Gene Ontology annotation, molecular function: DNA binding. The record is from RefSeq and is a predicted model, not a curated record.